Dromiciops gliroides (monito del monte) is the source of this 3848-nucleotide messenger RNA. RefSeq names its product KIAA0753 ortholog. Gene Ontology annotation, biological process: centriole replication; protein localization to centrosome. NCBI's taxonomy places the organism in Eukaryota, Metazoa, Chordata, Mammalia, Microbiotheria, Microbiotheriidae. The record is from RefSeq and is a predicted model, not a curated record. The transcript is spliced from 14 exons. Gene Ontology annotation, cellular component: centriolar satellite. Bases 408 to 2603 code for a protein of 731 amino acids.
CAUCCACGUGGGGGGCGGGACGACAGCCACUUCCGGGGCCCCUCGCUCCGCCCCGCUCCACCCGAGAAGCCGGAAGUCCUAUGCGGAGUCACCACGUGAGCCACCCCGGCCCACAGGACGCAGGCCGCCAGGGCGCAGCCUAUGCUCAUGCGCAAGGCCCCCGUCCAGGCUAGCCCGUCUCGGCUCCCGUCCACCGCUUCCCGCCUUCCCUGCUUCCCGGCAGCUCCUGCGCUGUCGUCCCGGCAACGAGCUGCGCGGCCGGAAGCGCGGGCCGGAGCACCGGGAAACACGGGGAGGAGGGGGGGGGGCGCGGAGUGGGACGCGGGAGGCAGCUAAGGGAGAGGAAGCGGGGCCGUUCCACCUCCCUGCUCCGUACUUUUGCCCAGUUCGGGCCUCUCGGGACCGCCAUGGGCCCCAGCAACCUGCACACCCAGCUGCAGUUCAACAGGAACGUGCCGGCGCUGCCCGCUAAUCUGGCCAUCAGAUACUCGGGGCCCCGGCCCAUCAUCAUCGAGAAGCUGAGGCCCCCGAGCCGAGCCAGCCCCCCGGCGCCAGGGGAGCGGCGGGGCCCCCGGGCCUCGGGCCCCUUUUCCGCGGUCUCCGAAGAGAAGCUCAACCUGGCCCUGCACUUGGCCAAGAGAGACAUCAAGAGGAAGCAAUUGGAGCAGCUGCUGGGGCGCGGCCCCCCACAGCGGCAGCCCCGGGGUGCCCCCAAGGCCGCCCUCCGGGGCCAGCAGCCCCCGCCUGGGCUGGAGAAGCCGGUCCCCCUCCCCGGCCGGCAGCCCCCGCCUCCGUUGGAGACACCGGGCCCCAGGGCCAAAGUCUACCUUUCCCCGCGGCCUCUGUCCAGUUCCCCACCCACGAGGGACCCCGGCCCCCAGCCCUGCGCCCCACAGGGAGCGCAGCCUCAGAGCAUACUGGAGCUCCGGCGGCUGCAGAGAGAGCUCAGCGCCUGUCUGCAGAGGAUCGAGGGGAUGGCCGCCAAAGAUAGACCAGAGGAAGGCUUGGAUCCGGAUGAGGCCGAGAGAAGCCGAGUACGGAGGCAGGAGCAAGCUGCGCGAACAGCCCGCACCCUCUACUCCCUCCAGCAGCAGGUAAAGGAAAUCCAGGAGGAGCUGGAUAAAUUAAGUCCACAUCGAAUUAAGCACACUAAGAAGUCCAGGGCCAUGUCUCGAUUGGCAGCUGCCCACCGUGGAGCCAUCCGAGCCUUGCAGAUGUUUGUCCAUCAGUUCACUGACUCAGGGGAGCACUAUCGAGAACUGGGCCAUCUUAUUCGGCAGCUUUCCAUUUGCUCUGCCAGACUGGACGCUGAUCCUUCUGUACCUGACGUGGUCCUCGAUCUCCUGCAGCAGAUCGAGGAGCUAGAUUCCCUCCUGGAAAGGAAACAGCCACUUGGAAAGACAAGGAAAUGCUUCCCUGGAGUUCGAAGUCAGUCUCCAUUGGGUUUCCCAGUGUCCUUCACGAGGUCAUUUAGCACAUCACCAGCGAGAGAAAGGAAGCCCCCUGUGGCAAAGGAGAAGCUUUCUCAGGAAGGGAGGCGGUCAGUUGUGAGAAAGCUUCUGGAGGAUGACCGCCCAUCUUUUGCAAUGAGUCCACUGUGCCAGAUGCUGGGUGAUGGGCUGGGAGGCCCUGAAGAAGCCCUCCCCUUCUCUGACCAGUAUGCCGCCUCGACCAAAGCAAAAGCUGUGAAAAAGCGUCCUCUGACCUCUGGCGGGCCCCUCCGACGGCAAGGCCCUGUGGCAGCUGCAAAAUCACAGCAAGGACUCCACAAAGCAGAGAGGCCAAGACCCCGCCAGGCUCAGGGCCAGGACUGCCACUUCCAAAGGACAACCGUGUCAUUCAGACUAAAGAGGAACCAACCCCCUAUUAAGGACCAUCGCACACCGUGGAUCCCUCCAAACCCCACCUCCCCACCAGCCUCCCCCAAAUGUGUUGCUUGGGGAAAGGUGAGCGCCAGCCCCAAAGAUGCCGAAAGGGCGCCGUCUCCCCAACAGGAGGCAAUUCGGGAGGAGAGAGCCUGCCGGGACCCCACGGAGCACGAGGCCCUCAGGGAGCUGGCUUGGCAGCGUCCCAAGACCAGUGUAGGGGGGGCCCGGCCCCAGAGGAGGGAAAAGCGAAGGAGCUGCCUUCCGGUGCCCCUGGCGCCUUCGCUACAGACGAGGCUCGCCUGGCUGGACGCAGAGAGUGCCCGAAGGAUGAAGGAAUUGGACGAGCUGAAGGUCCGAGAGAUGGCUGGCAUCCAGAGACUGAGCUCAUCCACAUCAGACUUGGCAGACAAGGUGGAAAAGGCGGUGCUGGAGCGGCUGAGGCCCCUUCUGGAGCGAGCCAAGGAAGUCAACUCUCCUUUGGAAGCUGAUGCGCAUUUGGGGAAUUACUCAUCUGUACACAGAGCCCAGGCUCCAGAUGUGGAUAAGAUGCUAGGCCCGAGCCCUGUCCUGAGGAACAGUCUCCCAGGACGGACAGCUGGGGGUUGGCAGCGAGCCUGGUUAGUCCGACCAGCCCUGCGCCCCCUCCCCAAAGGUAAGCCUGGGCUCGGGCCUGUUUUUCAGUGUAUACUUCCAUUAUUCACUGCAGCCAAGACAGCUCCCUUGGACUAUUUUUGAGGGUUAAGUGACUUGUCCAGGGUCACACAGCUAGUAAGUGUCAAGUGUCUGUGGUCAGGUUUGAACUCAGGUCCUCCUGACUCCAGGGCCGGUGCUCUAUCCACUGAGCCACCCAGCUGCCCCGCUCCCUUGGACUUUUUCAAGGAGGAUCACGAAUUGACAGACUUAUUCUCCCGACACAAAACCUCUCUCUUAGCUGAGUUUAGUCCCUGGGAGCGCGGCCCCCCCAGGCCCAAGUCCCAGGUACCCUGGCUUCUCGGGCCUCCAAGCCAGGCCCCCACCCACCGUCCCACCUUUGAGAUGGGUGGGCCUCAGACUCCUGGUCUGGUAACAAGAAAACAAAGCUGGGAGCUCAUGAGAUCAGGGGAAGGCGUCUGGAGGAGAGAGGGACAGGAGGCCUGCCCUCCUCCCCAAAGGCCGCCCUUCACCCCAGGCCUUCCCUGAGGCCCCGUAGCUGCUCCUUCCUCCCUCCCUCCCUUCCUCUGCUUGGCCACACACUCCAACCCCCUGCACCUCUCAUCUUCCUCCCUCCCUCAGGCUCUGCCCUGGUGCACAUAGUAGGUACUUCCUACCCAUCCCUGUUGUCUUGAAGGCAGGGGGAAAGCCUGGGAUGGUUCCCGGCUCCAGGGCCAUCUCCUCCCUCUGCCUCCCCUGUGACGGGCCCUUGGCAUGGCCUUUGGCAUGCUGGGCAUUUAAGAGAUGUGUGUCACCCUGGGGCGAGGCCCCAUUCUCCCUCAUGGAAGCUCUUUAUCUUAAACCCCUGUGGGUACAGCCUCACUAAGGGAGGGAAGGGGGGGGCGGAGCACAGCCAGCCAGACCCCCUCCUCCCAAGUCCAUGGGGCAGAUGUUGCUGAGGUGACUCUUUUGUCUUGUUGGGGGCCUUGGGUGACUGCCAGUCCAGGCAGGCAGGUGGGGGAGCACAAUGGUUAGAGCUGCUGUGCCAGGCUGUGUGACUCUGGAUAAGUCACAUCACUUCUCAGUCCUUACCCCAGCCCUUAAGACUUUCAGGGGGUGGAGGAGGUGCAGAUCUGUGUUGGAAGAGGGCAUUUCCACGCCCUUGAAGUCUCAGAUCCGCUUCUGAGAUGGAGCCUGACAGCAUGGGGCCGUGGGGCAGCCCCCUGGUGCCUGCUGCUCAUGCCUCCUCUGUGUUACAGGCACUCCCCAGUGAGGAGUUCCCUGCCUCUGCUCCCCAAGAUUCAGCCCCAGACCUCCACACUCAUACUCCAACUCAAGCCCUGGGUUUCC